GACCCUUUGGCUCUGUUUCCUAAGACAGUGUGUUGUCUUUGUAAAAUCAUCCCUUUCUUGGAGGGCUUUGUUCAUUCUACUAUCGACCACACUGCCCUAGUAAUAAGGCGUGUCCAGCACAGCAACGGGGCUACAACAGAGGUGCUACAACGGAGGUGCUACAACGGCCAGGGUGAUAGCAGGGUAGUAGCACGGCGUCUGUCACAGCCCAGGUGGGGUAAAGCUGUUCCUGGGUAGGCACAUGUGUUAUAGAGCGGGAGAAGUGCUACAAACUGCGUGCUACCUCUAAUAAUCCCGUAGCACAUUUGGGUCAAGCCCGGUGGUGUGCCAGCCAGCGAUGGUGAACGCUCGGGUUUGAUCACGUGUUGAUAAUGGCAAAAUUGACCAGCUCAACACGGAUGGUUAUCGGUGGAAUAGCGGCUGCUGGACUUGGACAUGGGGCCUGAUGUUCGGAAAUGGUUCCGGCAUAACUUAGCGGGUGCGUCGACCUCGCCGGGACUGCAGAAUACAUUGACGCGCACGACACGUUCAAGGCAGGGGUCAAAGCUUUUAGCACACCUCAUAAACCAGUGUACUGCCGAUCGAGGAUCUUGCGGCGGCUGUCCGCCCGAGCCGGAAGGGCCAGGAUCAUCGCCAACACUAGAGGGCUACAAAACGGGAGACAUCAAGGCAUGCUCCAUCAGUGAGGUCCUUCAACAUCCAUAUGUGGGAAGACUAUCCACGAAUAUCGUUAUCCAAGGUCCCCUCGGUCCUAGCUUCUUGGUGGUCCCAGAGCAGCUGAGCCUGAUAACGACGAUGGCUCGCACCUCCGUCUGAGGUUCGUAAGCUAGGGUAGCAUCUCUCGCAAGCUUAUCUUUGAGCGUCGUCGCUGGUCCUCUCGGCGGUUUAGUCCCGAAGUCUGCUUGGUUCUCGACCAAGUAGCAGAUAUCCGCAUGCGAAGCAGGCUAUCCUAGCCCCUAUAGCUAGAGUGCCAGAGCUUAGCAGGGUUUAUAUAAGCAAGUAAUUAUCACAUACGACCAU
This is a messenger RNA of Pseudogymnoascus destructans, 1020 nucleotides long. RefSeq lists its product as uncharacterized. Bases 436 to 816 code for a protein of 126 amino acids. NCBI's taxonomy places the organism in Eukaryota, Fungi, Ascomycota, Leotiomycetes, Thelebolales, Thelebolaceae. The transcript has a single exon. The record is from RefSeq and is a predicted model, not a curated record.